Messenger RNA from Vicia faba (fava bean), 573 nucleotides. The record is from the annotation of a GenBank genome assembly. Lineage: Eukaryota; Viridiplantae; Streptophyta; Magnoliopsida; Fabales; Fabaceae.
AUGAAUCGCUUAUCGAUUAUGAUAGAUGCUUGUAAGGCCGUUAGAGUGUUAGAAAACCAAAAAAAUCACAAAGACAAACCAGUUCGCCGCAAGGAAGAAAAACCGGAAGAACCAGAAUUGCCGAAAUACAGAGAUCGAGCUAAGGAACGUAGAGAAGAUCAAAAUCCUGAUUAUGAACAAACUGAACUUGGGUUUCAUGUUGUUGCUCCUCCUGGUGCCGUUGAUAUUACGUCAUCUGAUGCGUAUAAGUUAUCGAUUGAGAAGAGCAAGUACCUUGGAGGUGAUGUGGAGCAUACACAUUUGGUUAAAGGUUUGGAUUAUGCUUUACUGAACAAAGUAAGGAGUGAAAUUAAGAAGCCAAAUCUGAGGAAAAAGGUUUUGCCUGCUGUCAUCGUUCGUCAACGUAAGCCAUGGCGCCGAAAGGACGGUGUCUUCAAGUACUUUGAAGAUAACGCUGGUGUCAUUGUGAAUCCUAAGGGAGAAAUGAAAGGUUCUGCUAUUACUAGUCCUAUUGGUAAGGAGUGUGCUGAUCUAUGGCCUAGAAUCGCAAGUGCUGCCAAUGCCAUUGUUUGA